UCAUACGCCCGAAGUGUGAAUCGGAGACAAAAACUACUUCCAAUCAUCAAAGCUUGAGGUUUAUUACAUAAAAGUCAUAUUCGAUCAUCUCUCGAUCAUAACAUCUUGACAUUACCAUUCUCAUUAUCAUCUUCAAUCACCGCCGUACGUGUUACGCCGGCGUCAUGGCAGAAGCAGCCGUUGAAGAAACCACUUUGGAAUACACGCCGACAUGGGCUCUUGCCACAGUUUGCUUCUUCUUCAUUUCCAUCUCCAUCGUGCUUGAACACUUGAUCUACCUCCUUGUAUCAUGGCUGAAAAAGCAUCGAAAAACCGCCUUAACUGAUGCGGUUGAGAAGCUCAAAUCAGAGUUGAUGCUACUGGGAUUUGUAUCACUGCUAUUGGCGGUGACCCAAGAUAGGAUAUCGAAAAUAUGCAUAUCUGAAAAGCUAGGAAACAUAAUGCUUCCAUGUCGUAAAGCCUUGAAUGAGACUCCCAAAGUUGAAACAGUCGAGCACUAUGUGAACAAAUUUGCGGCCCACAUUAAUUCAUCAAGUGCACAUGUCGUGUUUGACGAAAUGCUCAGGCAAACGCAGAGGAUACUCGCCGAGGAGGAGGAAGCAACUGUUGAGGAUUACUGCGGUGAUGGAAAAGUUUCGUUAGUGACGAAAAACGCACUUCAUCAGCUUCACUUGCUGAUCUUUGCGCUUGCGGUUAUGCAUAUAGUGUAUAGUGUUCUAACCAUGGCUUUGGGGAGGGCGAAGAUGAGGCGCUGGGAAGCUUGGGAGGCAGAAACUCGAACAAUGGAAUACCAAGUUGCCAAUGAUCCCAAUCGAUUCAGACUUACAAGACAAACAACAUUUGCAGAACGACACAUGAAUUCGUGUACAGAGACAUCGUUUCAUCUCUGGAUUAAAUGCUUUUUCAGGCAAUUCUAUAAUUCAGUGGCAAAAGUUGACUACUUCACCAUGAGGCACGGUUUUAUUUCGGCUCACCUGUCAAACAGGCACAACAACUUUGAUUUCCAAAAGUACAUACAGCGAUCUUUGGAGGAGGAUUUCAAGAAAUUGGUCGGAAUCAGCCCUGUAAUGUGGUUUGCAGUAGCCGUUUUUAUGCUGGUGGAUGUAUAUGGUUGGCACGUAUAUCUUUGGCUAUCAUAUGUUCCACUCUUGGUCGUUCUGGUCCUAGGAACUAAACUUGAGUACAUUGUUGCAAAGAUGGCGCUUCAAAUUAAAGAACAAAACAAUGUAAUCAUUGGAACACCUCUUGUUCGACUAAACGAUGAUCAUUUUUGGUUCAAGAGACCAAGAUUUGUCUUAAAGCUUCUACAUUACACUUUGUUCCUGAAUGCAUUUGAGCUGGCCUUCUUUAUUUGGGUUACUGUUCAAUUUGGAUUCAAAUCGUGCUACCACGAGCACAUGGUGAUCAUUGUUACAAGAAUUUUCUUAGCGGUGACCACCCAAGUCCUCUGCAGCUACAUUACUCUUCCACUCUAUGCACUUGUGACACAGAUGGGCUCACAAUUCAAAGGUAAGAUACUAGAAGAUAACAUGGCUGGCAUUCUAAAGCAAUGGCACGGUGAUGUGAGGAGGAAAAGGAGGAAGGAAGAACGAGAAUCACAUUCUGGACGGACGUCUUUUUCCGUGGAAUGGAGCUCCAUGAGGCACAGUAUUUCUUCUUAUAUGAGACCAAGCCCUUCCAGACGGGGCGAAAAUGCCGAUAUUUCUAACAGAGGGGACAACAGGGAAGAGAUAGUAGAAUUAGAAGAAAGCUCCUCAUCAAGGGGUCAAAUAAGAGUUGAUGAUUUUAGGACAUGAGCAGUAGUGGAAUUACAAAGCCUAUAGGAGGGUUAAUGGUCGAAGGUCAGUCGGACUCUGAUGGCCACUUUGUAGCCAAUUGUAGGGGUAAAUACAUCAUUGAAUCAAAAUUACAAUUUUAUUAAACUAAAUUUACAACAUUGAGAACAAAAUUACAACAUGUGUUUUUUAUAUUUAUAAAUAACAAA
Messenger RNA from Argentina anserina (silverweed cinquefoil), 1984 nucleotides. RefSeq names its product MLO-like protein 3. Gene Ontology annotation, cellular component: membrane. Gene Ontology annotation, biological process: defense response. The record is from RefSeq and is a predicted model, not a curated record. NCBI's taxonomy places the organism in Eukaryota, Viridiplantae, Streptophyta, Magnoliopsida, Rosales, Rosaceae. The coding region runs from base 165 to 1796 and encodes 543 amino acids. The transcript is spliced from 15 exons.